UCUGGUUCAGGAGGUUCUGGUCAGGGAGGAGGUUUUGGUCGGGUUCAGGAGGUUCUGUUCGGGUUGAGGAGGUUCUGGUCAGGGAGGAGGUUCUGGUUGGGUGCAGGAGUCUCUGGUCAGGUUCUGGUCGGGUCCAGAACCAGCUGGAAACUCUCUGCUGUUCAAUAAUUUAAUAGAAUAAAACCAGAACUUUCUUGGUUUAUUCUGAUACAAACUGAUGUUUUACAGUGAACCUCGUGACCUUUGACCUCUUUAAAGGGCUACAGUCCAUAUAAACUACGGAGUUAAGGCCCGCCAUCAUGGUCCGGUUUUAAAACCGGCUUGUUAGACGACCGUCUUCUUUAUUUUAUUUGUUUUUAGCUGCUUCGCGCAGCACUCAGAUUUUUAUUAAUGAAAAUGCGUCAGAAAUUAAAUAUGAUGCUGACAGUCGCUGUGACUAAAAUGCAGAAUAUCAACAAUUGUUUUCUGAAAGUUUCCUGAUUAUUUUCUAAAAUCUUCCAAAUGAAGGAUUAAAAGAAAGAUUUCAGAUCCGAACGGCUUCAGAACCGAGCCCAGAACCUUUAACUGUCUGGACCGGACCAGCCUAUUUAAAGGCUCCACAUGACCUCCAGGAUAAACCCAGAGGUCACGUUUCACUUCCGGGUCACAGCGCAGGAACGUUCACCGCUUAUUUAAACUAAAUCCGUUAAAACUUCAUUUAUGUGACAAAUUCAACUCAUUUCUUCCAGUUAACCAGUUAAGAGAACAGAAGCAAACUUCCGAGUGGCCUCUGACGUCAGCGCCGUUAUUUAUACUGUGUGACGUCACUCAGCGGCUUAAAAACACCAGGAAGCUAAGAGCUAAGCUAACAGGCUCGGAGCAGGCUGCCAGCGGAGCGAACAGAACCGUACUGAGGUCCGGCAGCGGCCGCGUGCCGCCUGGUGAGCAGCGAUCAGAACCGGUUCCGGUUCCGGACCGGUCGAACCCCCCAAAGCCCGGUUCAGAAGCUUCGGUACCUUCAGACCUGUUGAGCCCAGCUGACAGCGGACACGUCCAGUGACAGCAAGCCCCGCCCACCGCUGCAAGCUGGCACCUGCGGCUGCCAAUCAGAGUCCAGAGUCGUUCAGGGACGCUGGCGGCGGUGGGAAAAAUGAGUUUCUCCAGAUCAACAGGAAAACGAACGGUCUCUGUCGGACAUGAAGCGUUCAGGAACACGAGCAGCGGUGGGGAAAAUGAAAACCAGCGAUCCUGCUCAGCAGCAGAAGCGUAUGGUUUAUCUGAGGAGACGUUGAUGGCCACCAGGAUUAUUUAAAUCUGAGUGUUUCUCGGCAGAAGCUGCUGAUGAUGCAGAAAAUAACUUUUCUUCGCUUUUGCACUCAGUUACUUUUCACCCAUUUCCAGUCCUUGAAUGAGGCGGAGGCAGUAAGCAGAGCUUUAAUAAAACCAGCAGGAUCUGUGGUCCGACCCAUGUUACAGGUCACUGCGGUGACCUCUGACCUCUACUGAUUCAGAUGGACAGAAACAAGAGACGUAACAUUAGAAAGCAGAAGUUUUUGUUUUCUGCUGAACCAGCAGAUACUGGUGCUGCCUUCAGGUGGUCCUGUAAACAGCAGCUGUGUGUUUUCCCAGCCGAUAGCAGCCGGGUUGUUCUGUUCGGUUAAUGAUCCAUCCGACCUUCAGAACCAGUGUGUGUGUGUGAGUGCACACACACACACACACACACACACUGAUGCAACAUUCAUUAAAUUUUAUCCUGGGAAAGAAUUUAAUUCAAUUUUGUUUUAUUCUCCAUUUUAAUUAUGUUUAUAUGCGUCUGUUUUUAAUUUUUUAUUUAUUCUUCACUCAUUGUUACUUUUUACUUCACUUUUGCAAAAAUUGAUCAACAAAUCUUUUCUCGGUUCUCAUUUUUAGUCGUGGACAAAAAGGGCCAAGUUAAUUCCUUCAUCAGUAAAAAUAAUAAUAUUUUAGUUGUCAGCCGGCAGCAGCUGGGCUGGAGGUUUUUCCAGGGGAUUCUUCCCUCGUGGCGCAGACCUUUUUCCGUGUUCUUGAUUUUCCAGGUACAGCUCAGUGCCUUGGUUCUGGGAGACGCAUGAGGUCACAUCAUGAGGGGUCAUCCGGUGUGGCGGCGUCGUGUUUCUGAGCUGACCUGAACGCCCCACCAGGUGAUAUAAAGCAGGAGGUUCUGCAGGAGGAAGACGCACAUCAUGAUGAUCCACCUGGUUCUGUUCGGCCUGGUCCUGCGGUCCGCUGCAGCUGCGAAGCUGGGCGUGGUCCAGACUGAGGGCGGUGCUGUGGAGGGGCUGAACGUUGAUACAGGUUUCUUCCGGACGGUGGAGGAGUUUAAAGGCGUCCCCUUCGCUGACGUUCCUGGGAAGUGGGAGAAACCUAAACCUCAUCCUGGUUGGGACGGAGUUUUAAUCGCCACAAAGUUCAGGGAGCGCUGCCUGCAGGUGACGCUGUUGCAGACAAAAACCCAGGGCAGCGAGGAUUGCCUCUACCUGAACAUUUUUGUUCCACAUGGACUGUCCGUGUCCACCAACCUCCCAGUGAUGGUGUACCUUUUCGGAGGAGCCUUCCUGCUGGGAGCGUCCAAUGAUGUGGAAGCCUUCGGAGAGUCUCUUUAUGAUGGGAAGGAGAUGGCCGACAGGGGGGGGGUCAUUGUUGUCACGGUGAACUACAGAGUUGGUACUCUGGGUUUCCUCAGCUCUGGAGAUGAACGACUGCCAGGUAACUAUGGCCUAUGGGACCAGCAUGCCGCCAUCUCCUGGGUCCGCAGGAACAUCCGGGCCUUCGGAGGGAACCCGGACAACAUCACCAUCUUUGGCCAGUCAGCCGGAGCUGCCAGCGUCAACUUCCAGAUGCUGUCCCCUUACAGUAAAGGGCUGUUCCGCAGAGCCAUCUGUCAGGGCGGCGUGGCCCUCAGCCCCUGGGCCCUCCAGAAGAGCCCCAUGGCGCUCACUAGAAAGAUCGCUCGUAAAGUCAACUGUUGGCAAACCGAGGAAGACGACAUGUUGGCCUGCCUGAAGGCCGUCGACCCCAUCAAGCUCACCAUGGCUGGGAAAAUUAACCUGCUGGAUAUUUUCGGGAAAGAUCCCGUCAUGGACCUGCUCCAGCUCGCACCGGUGGUUGAUGGUGAUUUCAUCCCAGAUGAUCCAGGCAAGCUUUUUCACAACGCGGCUCAGUUUGACUACCUGGCAGGUGUAAACAGCAUGGAUGGACACAUAUUUGCUGGAAUCGAUGUUCCUUCAAUCAACAACAUGAAAGAAACCACGACAGCAGACCAGGUCAAAGGUCUUCUGACUGGCCUGACUAAAGACAAGGGGGAUGCCGCCGUCUCCUCGGCCUUCGACGUCUACUCCGUCCACUGGGGUUUGGCUCCAGAUCCGGCCAUAGUAAAGAAGACAGUAGCCGACAUUGAGACAGACUUCCUGUUUCUGGUCCCGACCCAGGUUGCCCUCCAGCUCCAUGCCAACAACACCAGCGGCGCCAGUACCUACUCCUACCUGUUCAACAUGAAGACGCGGAUCCCGGGCUUCCCGCGCUGGGUGGAGGCGGAGCACGCAGAGGACCUGCAGUACCUGUUCGGUAAACCGUUCUCCCUCCCGCUGCUCUACUUCCCCCGACACAGAGACCUCUCCGGCUACAUGAUCGCCUACUGGACCAACUUCGCCAAGACCGGAGACCCCAGCAGAGGCAACAGUAAGGUCCCGGUUCUCUGGCCCGCCUUCACCAAGUACCACCAGCCGUACCUGGUGAUAAACAACUCCAUGAGCAAGUCCUCCGUCAGCUACGACCUGAGAUCGUUUUACGUGAAGUUCUGGACUCAGACUUACAGCCAGCUGCCGUCUGUAGGGACGAUGGAGGAGAAGAAGAGUAUCCAGACAGAUGAAUGAGAUAAUAAAUGAAUAUGAAACCU
This is a messenger RNA of Poecilia reticulata (guppy), 3895 nucleotides long. RefSeq names its product bile salt-activated lipase-like. Lineage: Eukaryota; Metazoa; Chordata; Actinopteri; Cyprinodontiformes; Poeciliidae. The record is from RefSeq and is a predicted model, not a curated record.